GGGCACUGAGACCAACACAGUUCCUCAGUGUGCCUACUUUAGGCAAAUAAUCUUCCAAAAGCCAUUGCGGCUGCUCACACCUUUCUGCUGAAGCAUCCUGAUGACGAAAUGAUGAAGAGGAACAUGGCUUAUUACAAGACCCUGCCUGAUGCGGAGGACUACGUUAAAGACUUGGAAACCAAGUCAUUCGAGAGCCUGUUCAUCCGAGCCGUGCGAGCCUACAACGGUGAGAACUGGAGGACGUGCAUCACGGACAUGGAGCUGGCCCUCCCCGACUUCUUCAAGACCUUUCAUGAGUGUCUCGCCGCCUGCGAGGGCUCCAGGGAGAUCAAGGACUUCAAGGAUUUCUAUCUCUCCAUAGCAGAUCAUUAUGUGGAAGUUCUGGAAUGCAAAAUACAGUGCGAAGAGAACCUCACCCCAGUUAUAGGAGGCUAUCCGGUGGAGAAGUUUGUGGCUACCAUGUAUCAUUAUUUGCAGUUUGCUUAUUAUAAGUUGAACGACCUGAAGAACGCGGCCCCCUGUGCCGUCAGCUACCUGCUCUUUGACCCCGACGACAAGGUCAUGCAGCAGAACCUGGUGUAUUACCGGUACCACCAGGACAAGUGGGGGCUCUCGGACGAGCAUUUCCAGCCCAGACCAGAAGCCGUCCAGUUCUUUAACGUGACUACACUCCAGAAGGAGCUGUAUGACUUCGCUAAGGAACACAUCAUGGAUGACGAUGAGGGAGAGGUUGUGGAAUACCUGGAUGACCUCUUGGAGCUGGAGGAGCCCAGCUAGUGCCCCGCAGCCAGAGACACCUCCCCUCCACGUUCAGGAAACACAGACUCUUCCCUUUCCCCGUAGCCCAAGUUGUUGAUACCUCAGAGCCUUCUCUCUGCUCUGCGGAGUGAAAGUGAAGCUCCGUCUCUCGCUCCGUCUGACGAGGGGUGAGCCUGCGUCCCCGAGUCCCCCCGCCUCCCUGCCGCACACUCGCUUUCUCCAUGGUCAUACCUGCCUUUCUGACCACUUUGGUUAGAAGGACAGCUUUUCACGGUUGGGGUUUUGUUCGUUUGUUUCCAGAAAAUCAGUAUAUUUUAAAUAAGAAAAAUUUCUCUCCAAGAUGGUAAUUAUAAAAGCCUCCUCAAGCCUUUCUGCUUUUCCAGAUUUUGGUAUCCUUUCUCCCCACCCCGAUCCAGCAAGGACGGUGAGGACAGAGGCUAAAUAAAACGUCUGCAUGUGGUC
This is a messenger RNA of Vicugna pacos (alpaca), 1221 nucleotides long. The record is from RefSeq and is a predicted model, not a curated record. Lineage: Eukaryota; Metazoa; Chordata; Mammalia; Artiodactyla; Camelidae.